AUGGCCUCAGAGAAGAACAACCUCCACCAAGACCAACCAAAAACACCGCCAAAGCUCUCUCUACUGACAAUUUCGCGGGCGAGCAUGCUGCCGGAGUUGCCCACUCCACCGCCACGGACGGCGGUGUCGGUUCCGUUCGAGUGGGAGGAGGCACCGGGGAAGCCUAGGCCCUGCCACAGCCGGUCCAAGCCCAAGGCUAGUGGUGACGUGGCUAGAACCUUGGAACUGCCUCCGAGGUUGGUGUCGUUGGAGGCCAAAGCUUCGUCCCCGACAACGGUGCUGGACGGGCCUUACGUUGGACGCGCCAUGUCUUUUACGUCAUCGUAUAGGCCCCCCAAGGACACGUGGAAUGCCAAUUUCGCGUCUAAAAGGUGGAGCGCGUUGAAGAAGAACGACCCAGGGGAGGGUCGUUUUGACUUUUCAAGUUGGACUGUGGAUGGAACUCAUAAGGUGAAGAUCACAAGGGUUAGGAGAAGAGGAAGCUUCUUGAGCCUCUCCCAUGGAAGUGCAUGGGCAAGCAUUUAUGAAAGCUUUAAGCAAGUGGUCCCAUGGAAGAAGCGCAAGAAUGAAAAGCAGAGGAUGAUGGGGAACGAAAUUUGA
Messenger RNA from Sphenostylis stenocarpa, 600 nucleotides. The record is from the annotation of a GenBank genome assembly. Lineage: Eukaryota; Viridiplantae; Streptophyta; Magnoliopsida; Fabales; Fabaceae.